Messenger RNA from Heteronotia binoei (common prickly gecko), 434 nucleotides. RefSeq names its product kxDL motif-containing protein 1-like. The record is from RefSeq and is a predicted model, not a curated record. Lineage: Eukaryota; Metazoa; Chordata; Lepidosauria; Squamata; Gekkonidae. The transcript is spliced from 3 exons. Bases 51 to 434 code for a protein of 127 amino acids. Gene Ontology annotation, cellular component: BORC complex. Gene Ontology annotation, biological process: lysosome localization.
AUCUCACUGUCUCUCGGCCGUCUUUCUCUGGUCUUCUUCUUCGCAGUACGAUGGAGCCCUCUGCCUCUGGUGUUUUCUGCAGCCGGGUGCUCAGCAUGGUGAACUCGGAAGAUGUGAACGCCAUCAUCCUGGCUCAGAAGAAUAUGCUUGACCGGUUUGAGAAGACCAAUGAGAUGCUGCUGAACUUCAACAACCUGUCCUGCAUGCGAAUGCAGCAGAUGAACGAGCGCUUCCUCCACCAUACCCGGACGCUGGUGGAGAUGAAGAAAGACCUGGACAGCAUUUUCCGGAGAAUCAGGACACUGAAAGGGAAACUAGCAAAACAGUAUCCAGAGGCCUUUAGCAGUAAGUAUGAGCAUGUUGUAUAUCGGGAGGGGCCGCAGCUCAGUGGAAAAGCCUCUGCACUGCAUGGGUUCGAUCCUCGGCAUCUCUAG